Molecule: messenger RNA, 3092 nt
Organism: Chanos chanos (milkfish)
Lineage: Eukaryota; Metazoa; Chordata; Actinopteri; Gonorynchiformes; Chanidae
Gene: sec14l1
Product: SEC14-like lipid binding 1
Exons: 16
Coding region: 149-2245 (698 amino acids)
Biological process (GO): negative regulation of RIG-I signaling pathway
Cellular component (GO): cytosol; cytoplasm
Molecular function (GO): RIG-I binding
Source: RefSeq, a predicted model, not a curated record
CUUAGCAAAUACUCGGUCUACCGGUGGACCGCUCCACAAUGGAUUUAUAGUUGAUCAGAUUAUUCGCUUAAGUGUUUUUCCUCUGUAAAACCAUUUAUGCAGUUCAAAUCAUACAUCUAAGGAAGAAGACAUUAGUGGAGUUGCAGUCAUGGUGCAGAAGUAUCAGUCACCUGUGAGGGUCUACAAAUAUCCCUUUGAGCUGAUAAUGGUGGCCUAUGAGAGGAGGUUCCCAAAAUGCCAUCUGAUACCUGUAUUUGUGGACAGUGUUAUUGUAAACGAACAACAAAGUGAGGACGGGGCAGUGCGCGUGAUUGAGCGCAGAUGCACGGUGGAUGUGGAUGCUCCUCGGCUGCUGAAGAGAAUCGCUGGUGUGGAUUAUCUAUAUUUCAUCCAGAAGAACACUUUGGACAGGAGGGCCAGGACGUUGCACAUUGAGGCCUACAAUGAGAGUUUCUCCAGCAGGGUCACUGUGAACGAACACUGCAGCUAUACGGUGCAUCCAGAGAACGAAGACUGGACAUGUUUUGAGCAAUCAGGCAGCAUGGAUAUAAAGUCCUUCUUUGGCUUUGAAAGCACAGCAGAAAAGAUUGCCAUGAAACAGUAUGCCGCCAGCAUUAAAAAGGGUAAGGAGAUCAUUGAGUAUUACUUGAAAGAGUUGGAGGAUGAGGGCAUUACCCAUGUGCCCCGUUGGGUUCCCAGUACACACCUUACUGCCACACUCCAGCUCCCCCCCAGUUCAGCCAAGCCUGUCCCAGUGCCAUCCACUGAGGCCAACUGCAGGAAUCAAGCCAACUUACCAGACGUCCUGUCAAGCUCCCCAGAUGAUAAGAUAGAUGCUGACUACAUCAGACGUUACUUGGGAGAGCUGACACCACUCCAGGAAAGCUGCCUUAUUCGCUUACGCCAGUGGCUGCAGGAAACACACAAAGGCAAGAUCCCUAAAGAUCAGCACGUACUGCGUUUCCUGCGCUCUCGGGACUUUAACUAUGAUAAGGCUCGAGAGGCACUGUGCCAGACACUCACCUGGAGGAAACAACACCAGGUGGACUUCCUGUUGGACAGCUGGCAGCGCCCGCAGCUCCUGCAGGAGUACUACACCGGAGGCUGGCAUCGCCACGACAGAGAUGGUCGUCCUCUCUACAUUCUUCGCCUGGGACAGAUGGACACCAAAGGGCUGGUCAGAGCCCUCGGAGAGGAGACCCUUCUUAGACAGGUGCUCUCCAUCAACGAGGAGGGUCUGAGGCGAUGUGAAGAGAACACAAACAUAUUUGGUCAUCCAAUCAGCUGUUGGACAUGUUUGGUGGAUCUAGAGGGGCUGAACAUGAGGCAUCUGUGGCGACCAGGCAUUAAGGCCCUGCUCAGGAUCAUAGAGGUGGUGGAGGCCAAUUAUCCUGAGACACUGGGCAGACUGCUCAUUCUCAGAGCCCCCCGAGUCUUCCCUGUGCUCUGGACACUGGUCAGUCCAUUUAUUGAUGAGAACACUCGGAAGAAAUUUCUCAUCUACGCUGGAAAUGAUUACCAGGGCCCUGGAGGACUAGUGGACUAUAUUAACAGAGAGUUCAUCCCAGAUUUUCUUGGAGGAGACUGUCCGUGUGAUGUUCCUGAGGGUGGCUUGGUGCCUAAGUCUCUGUACCGUGCUCCAGAAGAUUUGGAAAAUGAGCAGGUUAAACUCUGGACUGAGACCAUUUACAAAAGUGCCAGUGUGUUUAAGGGUGCACCACACGAGGUACUUAUAAAGAUAACAGAGCCCUCAUCUGUAAUCACCUGGGAUUUUGACGUGUGCAAAGGUGAUGUCAUCUUUAACAUCUACCACUCCAAGAAAGCGCCCCAGCCUUUCAGAAAAGACAUCACCUCCCCAGGAGCCAACAACAUGCAGUUCAUUGACAAGUCAUGGAUGCUGGGGUAUGACUACAGCAUGGUGGAAACAGCUCUCACCUGCAGGGAAGGAGAGAGCGUACAGGGCUCUCACGUCACACGUUGGCCAGGGUUCUACAUACUCCAGUGGCGGUUCCACAGUACGCCAGCCUGUGCUGCCUCUAGCCUGCCCCGUGUAGACGAUGUUCUGGCCUCACUGCAAGUCUCCUCGCACAAAUGUAAAGUUCUGUACUACACCGAAGUGCUGGACUCUACAGACUUCAGAGGUUCUAUGAGCAGUCUGGAGUCCAGUCACAGUGCAUUCUCCAUGCUUAGUGCUGCCACCACCUCCUCCAGCCAAUCACAUUCUGGCUCUACUGUUUCAAGGUAGCAGUUGAACCAGCUGUAAAGCAGUGCGCUCCCACUGGAGUAGAGCCACUGACCGGCGUGGACACCGCACUCCAGUGCAAGGACUCAGGGACUGAACUAAACUACUCUUCACUCACAUCAUCAAAAGUCAGGGCUGUAUAACAUAUUUUACAAUCUUUGCCUUGUGCGGAAAACUCACACGCUCACAGUAUACUGCACUUUGAAAUUCACGGGUUUAAACUCUUAUAAUUCAUGAAGUCGUUUUGUUUUAUUAUUACAGAAGAUAUAUUAAUGCGUUUUCUUUAUUUUCGAAUUCAAAUUUUUCCUGUUUUUAAUGUGUUUCUUACUGUAUGGUCGUACGAAUGACCUUUAUGACCCAGACAUACUAGCUAUAGCCUAUUAACGUUAUGUGUCACUUAUAUUUCACAGUCCUGUUUGUUCCAGUGACUAUGUUUGUGCUGUUUCAUAUUUUUGUCAGCUAUUACUAAGUAACUCAGUGAUAUUCAGCUGUCUUCUAAGUACUACUUCUGUCCUCUAACUGCCUUUCUUUAGAUUUAUACACACACAUUCCUGAACACCCAGCAGCAUUAGUUAGUGUGCUUCCUCUGAUGUCCACUAGAUGGCAGUGCGCUAUUUAAAGACUUAACUAUGUGUCUACAAGUGUGUAGAGAAAGGGCAUAAUGAAUGUUCUAGGAGACCAAGCUGGGAUUGGCCUCUUAGCUCGAAGGUGCCUAAUGCAAUUACAUGUUCUGUUCCAAGCUUGACAUUAGCUGUAACUGUGUAGAGACAAUGUGACAGAGAUAUUAUCGUUUAUAAAUAAACAUUAAUUUGUGACAGAGAUAUUAUCGUUUAUAAAUAAACAUUAAUUU